AUGGAUUACAAAAAACAUAACGAGAAACCUCAUUUGUGUGGAGGCUCAAUUGUGAGUCCACAGUGGGUUGUUUCAGCGGCUCACUGUUUUGCAUUUGGAGUUAAUCCUCAGGAAUACAAGAUUGUAGCAGGUGAAGAAAAAUCCCAGUAGUCAACGCUCCUUUAAAAAAAACCGACGCGAAUUUAAAUUAACAAUGAGGAAGAGCGUACAAAGAAGAAGAGAGAGAAAAAACGCAAUAAAGAAGGACUUAUUAAAUAUAAUUUUACAACGACUGCCUGAAAAAAAGAGAGAAAGCUCUCAAGCAUCUUCAAUGUUUCAGCGGGGCUUCUCUUUGCUUCUUUUGAAUCAGCAAACCGCCAUUGAAAUUAAUCAAAAUGAGUAGAAUAUUAAUAGCGACUGUUUAACAUCCUUUCCUGAUCGAGGUGGUUGAAAAAUACUGGUCACUUUAAUCCCGAAAAAAAGAAACAGUUUUGACCAAAUCCUCCUUUUUGGACCGAUGCGGGCGAAUUUUGGUUGGCCUACUUUCCAGGAAAGGAAAAAGUUUAAUCAGCAAAGAGUAGUAGGUGAAUGGCACAAUUUGUAGUGCAUUUUCCCCAAAUGUUGCUUGUAUUUUUUUGUGUGUAACUCUACCAGGAUUGGUCCAAAUUUGCUAAAUGAGGUACCUAUGGACAGAUGUACCCUUGUUGAUUUUGCAUACUAAACGGAAAGCUAAAUAGGCCAGGAAAGAGGUCUAUAUGGACCCAAUAGAGCCAAUUAAUACCAAGAAAAUAAGCCUGAUCAGUUGACACUUGGUUUGAUAUUUGCGAUUGCACAGGUGAACAUAAACUGAAUGGAAAAGAAGGCUUCGAGCAGAACAUCCCCAUACAGAAAAACAUUAUUUAA
Messenger RNA from Porites lobata, 882 nucleotides. Lineage: Eukaryota; Metazoa; Cnidaria; Anthozoa; Scleractinia; Poritidae. The record is from the annotation of a GenBank genome assembly.